Messenger RNA from Pelodiscus sinensis (Chinese soft-shelled turtle), 864 nucleotides. The record is from RefSeq and is a predicted model, not a curated record. Lineage: Eukaryota; Metazoa; Chordata; Testudines; Trionychidae.
AUGCUUCCCACCAAUGGCACCGCCGUGACGGAAUUCAUACUCCUGGGGUUCCCCAGCCCCCCUUCGAUUCAGAUGGUCCUCUUCCUCACCUUCACGGCGCUGUACGGGAUGAUCCUGCUCGGGAACAUCGGGCUGAUGGUGCUGAUUCGGGCUCAUCCUCGCCUUCACACCCCCAUGUACUUCUUCCUCAGUAACUUGUCCUUUGUCGAUCUCUGCUACUCCUCCGUCAUCGUGCCGAAGAUGCUGGCCAACUUCCUGUUGGACAGACAGGCCAUUUCGUACGCCGGCUGCGGGCUGCAGUUUUACUUCUUCUGCACCUUCGCUGACACGGAGGUCUGCAUGCUGCUGGUGGCUCUGUCCUACAUAGGGGGCACACUGAGCGCGCUGGUGCACACCUGCUUUGCCUUCAGACUGUCCUUCUGUGGACCCAACGUCAUCAACCACUUCUUUUGUGACCUCCCUCUGCUCCUCAAGCUCUCAUGCUCCGACACCUCCCUCAAUGAGCUUCUGCUCUACACCUAUGGCAGCUCCGUGGAAAUCAUCUCUGCCAUCAUCAUCCUCAUCUCCUACCUCUUCAUUGUCAUCUCCGUCCUGAGGAUGCGCUCCGCGGAAGCCAGGCGCAAAACCUUCUCCACCUGUGCCUCCCACCUGACGUCUGUCAUCAUCUACGAGGGGACUUUGCUCUUCAUCUACUCCCGCCCCAGCUCCUGGUACUCACCCACCUCGGACAAAUACAUCUCUGUCUUCUACACCAUCGUGAUCCCUGUGCUCAACCCCCUGAUCUACAGCCUGCGAAACAAGGACGUGAAAGAGGCUCUGAGGAGAGCCAUAGACGCCAAAGUCCUUGCUCAGUCAAUCUCUUGA